AAAGCAUGGCAGGGUGGCUCACACAGCCAGGUUCAAAUUCUGGCUGUGCAGUCACCGGACUUCUUUUGGGAUUCUGGAGGAAGUGUCACAUUGGCUCUGGCAGCCCCGUGGGUUAGGCCAGAUGCUUGGUGAGCUCUGGUGGACAUCUGCAGGGCGGGCCUUUGUUCUCCAGAGGCCGCUAGCUCGCCAACAUCCUUCAUGUUCUCUUGAGCUGUGUGACUAAUUACUGCGGUGAGGGUGCAGAAAUAACUGGGCAUUCUAAAUUGGGGAGAUGAUGCUAGGUCAUGCAAUGUUCAGGUAUGUGCAAAGUUCAGGUAUGCGCAAAAUCACUCUCAAGAAGCUGAUUAAAAAAAAAAAAACUGCCAGUUUUGCUUUGAAUGCAUCGUUAAGUAGGUAGGAUUUUGCCCUUUCCUUGUAACUUGAGGUGAAGCGUACUCAUAUGAUGGGCGAUUAGAUCAGCUCUUCCCUUCCAAGAAAUCUCUGAUGGCAGGAAGCAGAUGCAUGAAAUGCGCUGAACAUGUGAACUGUGUGCAUGACUGGGUGUGUAAAGUUCACUACUUUAACCACAGCCUCCAUUGUGUUUUUCAGAGAUCCUUUCCUUAAACUUGCGGGACAGGUUUUCCUGGUGUAUUACGCAGUGAUGAAAAGAAAUGUGGAAUCUCAAGCUUCUUCAAGUCACUAUUUUUACCUUUUACUUCAGUGUCAUCAGUUGCUUGUAAGUAUCCUCUCCCAAGAGCACCGCACAGCUGAGAUAUCAAGUCUUCAGAUAGUUUCCACAUGUCUUGUAAGUGUUGAGGCUGACACCUGGAACUUGGAGAUCUGUUUAACAAUGUCAUCCUUAUUUUCAAAAUCUGCAAACAGUGACUCAACGGAAUCUACGAAACACAGCUUCAUUAGUUAUCCAUCCGUAAAAGUUUUUUUUUUUUCCCCCUACCUUUAGCGAGCUGCAAUUCUAAAUUAAGCUUUGGUAACAUUAUCACUGUCUUUCACAUGAGCAAGACACUACUGUCCAUGAAAACUUGCAACAAGUUUACACACCUUGUCUUUUCUCAGCUCACUUCCACUUAGGUACGACUCACCAAAGUCGAGGUGACAGGUUUCAUAAUUACGUUGUAAGUCUUCUUUAAAACAGCAAUAGUCUUCUGCCACAACAUACAGAUUGCUUUUCCCUUAACCUCACGAAAAACAAAUUCCAAUUACCAGUUAGGAUUGAAUACUCUAGUUCCGUCUCUGACUAUGUUUGUGCGUUCUUGAUAAUGCCAUGUCAUCCAGUUCUUAGGAAAGUCAAAGAGCACACACUGGUUGAGGGUGCCCAUCACUCACCUGUAUUUCCAAGAGCUAUCCUCCUCAUUGGUAAGGAAAUAGUAGGUAAUCAGUCAAUUAAAAGCAGCCAUCCAAAAUGAAAACAACUGUUGUAUUUUCAUUUUCACAAUGACAUUGGUGUACGAUUUUUCAAAUCAUGUUUUUAUUUUUUUACCCCCUUGAAAACUCAACUUACCAGCUAACCCUCACAACUGGUUUGGUAGAUGAUCUGAUUUGCUUGAAAAUGCCUGAUUCCCCCAUACUAAAGACUCCUAGACUAGAUGAAGCACAUGGUGCCCCUGAAUGUGUGAACCUGUCUAAAUUAAACAAUUAUUAUUAUUAUUUUUAUUAUUAUUAUUAUAUAAUCUUAAGAGUUUUGAUCCCAAUGACCACCUGUACACCCUGAACUGGAUUAAUCCAGCUGUAGUGAGCCUCAAUGCUGACAAGUCGCUGAAGAACAUACUGUCUCUCCUAUGGUUUGAAAGAAACCUGUGAGAUUCUCUGGAGUAUGACUAGAAUUGCAAUAUUUAACAGCAAGCCCAAGGCCUUAUCCUGUAAGGUGGAGCAGAGACCACAGAAUACUAACUAGGCAAUGGAGACUGUCUUGAAACUGCUGUCGCUGUACUUCAAGGAUGACAAAACAAAAGUGAGCAGUGACGCGAUUGUCCUAAUGGCUGAAAUGUUGAAGAUAUUUGUUAAAGAAGCUGCGAUCCGGGCAUCAAAGCAGGCCCAUACCGAAGACUGUGAUUGCGUCCAAGUAGAGCACUUCGAAAAGAUUCUGCCACAGCUGCUUUUAGACUUUUAGCGUCCUUCGCCCACUAGAGAGCACCAUUGUUCUGUCCUCUACCUGCACAGUGGAGUCUGUGCCCCUCAACAUCUUGCAAGCAACUUCUCUUCAUUGUUGUAUGGACUGGAGUAAGGACCUGAAGCAAAAGUUGCCUGAUUUUAUUUUUUCUCUUUGAAUAUUUAAUAACAAUCCUCUGGAUCUUCAAGUUUUUGUAUGGUUUUAAACCGUAAUACAGUAGAGGAAUUUGUGAUUUAAGUUGCCCUGUAAAGGAUAGACAGUCUUUACCACUCGUUAAAGUAACAAAACAAAAAAUAAGCACAUUGGGUAUUUCAUUUAAGGCCUUUUGAGUAGAGCAAGUUUUAUUUUUAUUUCUUGACCUUCUGACUGUAAAAGGUGUUUUUUUUCAUCUUUUGAAAAGAUAGCCAACUGCUUUGGAGUAUAAGUAUUUAAAGGUAGAUUGACCUGUUUUGUUGUUGAUAUAAUAAACAUUGUUUGUUUUUCUAUUA
Molecule: messenger RNA, 2595 nt
Organism: Polyodon spathula (Mississippi paddlefish)
Lineage: Eukaryota; Metazoa; Chordata; Actinopteri; Acipenseriformes; Polyodontidae
Gene: cenpx
Product: centromere protein X
Exons: 5
Coding region: 1895-2107 (70 amino acids)
Biological process (GO): replication fork processing; DNA repair; resolution of meiotic recombination intermediates
Cellular component (GO): FANCM-MHF complex; Fanconi anaemia nuclear complex
Molecular function (GO): protein heterodimerization activity
Source: RefSeq, a predicted model, not a curated record